Messenger RNA from Bactrocera neohumeralis, 1570 nucleotides. RefSeq lists its product as uncharacterized. The coding region runs from base 506 to 1150 and encodes 214 amino acids. The record is from RefSeq and is a predicted model, not a curated record. Gene Ontology annotation, molecular function: aspartic-type endopeptidase activity. NCBI's taxonomy places the organism in Eukaryota, Metazoa, Arthropoda, Insecta, Diptera, Tephritidae. The transcript has 2 exons. Gene Ontology annotation, biological process: proteolysis.
GUCACAAUCCGAAGGACUUAGAAACCGCUUACGCUAUCGCGAGUACGAUAUACCACGAUAAUAUAAACUCACAAUUCGACGUUCCGCAAUACAAUCAGCAGAGACAAUAUAAUACAUCACAGUACCAAAACUCAAGCAGAAGACAUUACGAGGAGCCACAAAGGUACAAACCUAACGUACAGGUGCAAUACAAUCAGACAGCACCCCGGCAACAGCAUCAACCAAUGGACGUAGAUUCAUCACAACAAUACACGAGAUCCGCAAAUCCCAAUAGGGAUCAUUCCAAACCACAACAAAACAGCUAUAACCGCCAAUUACAAGGGCUACCUCCAAAUAAUCAAUUUCGCGGUAACCCUCAAAAAAGAGAACGAAAUCCUUCAUCUCAUAAUUCCCACGUACAACAGAAAUGUCAACGUGUAAACCAGACACGCGACGAAGAACUACAAUCGCUUACACCAGAAUACGAGAACGAUGAUUACGAAACAGGCAGCGCUUUUUUAGGCGCAUGAACGAUUUGCCGUGUCUGCAACGCCACUGCAGGGAUACAGGCAAACUUAUUAACAUCCUGAUUGAUACUGGAGCAACAAACAACUAUAUAAGUACAAAAUGUAACUUAGAACCCGCUGACAAUUGUACUAUAAAAAUAUUAGAAGACAAAACAGCACAAUGCGAAACAACCCACGAAAAUAAUGCUAAACUUCGCAUCCUAGAGAAUGGAUACAUUUUGACAGAUUACCAGCAUACUUGGAACAACAUGCAUAUAUCAGGCCCUAAAUUGAUACACUUCAAUGAAUCCACGAACAUCGAUAACAUGACAUAUUACAAUCAUCAAAGACAACUCAGAGAAAUAAUACACAAUCAACACAACGAAAAACUUGAAGUACUCCGUAUCCUUUCUUCAAACUCAAUAUACAAAUUCAGCAAUAUCCAAACACUCUCAACAUUUUUGAUACCUAUUGUAGAAAAUCCAGUACAUUUUACGUUCUUCAUCAUAAUAGGAUUCCUUACUUUAGUAGUCACCACUUACGGUAUGGUACACCUCUGCCGAUAUCGCGUAAAUAGAAGAAUGCUUCACAGACAAAGGCAAAUUGACGAAAUAUACGAAGUCGAAUUGAAUCGUCUUCAACAACAACAAUCUGUAGCAGCAUAGCGAGGACGCUCCGUUUUAAGAAGGAGGGGAGUUAACGACAUAGCCUCGCUCCGGGUCACACACACUCACAUACACCUUAUCUCCUAAUAUACAUUCCGAACAAAGGCGAACUAUGUAUGUAAACCGAUAGAACUCGCUUUGACAUGCACUAUCAGUCGAACAAUAGAAAUGAACAUGCAUUAUCUAGAAAGGCAUUCUCAACAUGUAAACAACAAACAUCUGGCAAUGGAAUAAUCCACUGCGAUAACCAACUCCGCAUCUCAAGUAAUAGCAAGAUAGCAGAUAUCGAAUUACGACAAAGAAGUCGCAUGCAGAUAACAGCAGCCGCAUUUCAUUAGUAUAAAUAGCUGUAAGAUCUUAUAUUAAAAUUCAGUUCUUAAGAAUAUCAAUAAAGGCACGCAUUUCGGCGUAUAAAUAAAA